AUGGAGAGUCUGAGUCUGCAAUCACUUGUUCCAGAUGAUGAGCUGAUGGUUCGCAAGUCUGUAAGCUAUCGUCCGAGGGUUGGGGCCGACUACUUUAUCCAACAUGGCCGGUCCGUCACUCCAACAUCGAGUUGGGGUUUCCUGCGGUUUCAGUACCAUGAAAAAUCUCCCUUUUCUCGUCUAUUGCAGGAGAAGUGUGAUACAACGAUAAAAGAGAGAGUUGCGGAACUGAUGGAGCAGAUAAGAAGCAUGUCCAAGGAUCCUACUGACAUCUUGCAAACUAUGAAUUUGGUCGAUUCAAUCCAGCUUCUUGGAUUGGAUUAUCGCUUCGAGAAGGAAAUAAGUGAAGCGUUAAACCAUAUCCAUGAUGCCCAUAUUGACGACCAUGUUCUUUGCGACACUGCUCUCCGAUUUCGACUGCAAAGAGAAAGAUCCAUAGAGGAUAUGGUUAAGUGGUGGAACGAAAUAGCACCCUCCAAAAGUCUUGAUUUUGCUCGAGACCGAUUGGUGGAGUGCUACUAUUGGACUCUGGGCAUAUACUUUGAACCCCACUAUUCCCGUGCACGAAUGAUAACGGCCAAGGUCUUUGCUCUAAUAUCUAUUAUGGAUGAUAUCUAUGAUGUCUACAGCACACUGGAGGAGAGUCAACAAUUCACUGAGGCAAUUCAAAGAUGGGAUGCAAAAGCUGUUCAUAAAUUACCAGAGUACAUGAAGGACUACUUUCUCAAGUUAAUUCACACCUUUGAAGAGUUCGAAACUUUGCUAGCACUCAAUGAGAAGUAUCGCUUGUACUAUCUCAAGGAAUCGAUGAAAGCUGUAUCUAAAGCUUACUUUGAGGAAUCCAAAUGGAGUGCUCCACGUUACGUGCCAACUCUGGAAGAACACCUACAGGUUUCCCUCAUCAGUGCAGCAAAUCCUGUACUCGAAUGUGCUUCUUUUGUUGGAAUGGGGGAAAUAGCAACUGAGGAGGUAUUUAAGUGGAUUACUAGUUUCCCAAAGAUUGUCCAAGCUUCUGGAAUAAUUUCUCGGAUUAUGAAUGACAUUACUUCACAUGAGUUGGAACAAACUAGGGAACAUGUUGCCUCCACAGUCCAAUGCUACAUGAAAGAGUUCGGAAUAGAUGUGCAUGUGACAUGUAAGAAGCUCCAAGGUCUAGUUGACGAUGCAUGGAAGAAGAUAAACGAAGAGUGCCUCAAUCCGACUGCAUUCUCCUUUGCUUUACUUGAAAGGAUUAUUAAUUAUUCGCGAAUGGCAGAAAAUAUAAAUAAACACAUUGAUGGAUACACCAACUCCUCUAUGAGGACAAAGGAAUAUAUCUCUUUGUUACUUGUAUAUCCUAUUCCACUUUGA
Molecule: messenger RNA, 1350 nt
Organism: Musa acuminata subsp. malaccensis (wild Malaysian banana)
Lineage: Eukaryota; Viridiplantae; Streptophyta; Magnoliopsida; Zingiberales; Musaceae
Source: RefSeq, a predicted model, not a curated record